AUGUACCGGGGCGUAAAACAAAACGAUGAGCUACGCGUUGAAGUGGAGCAGCUUUCAUCGGCACUCUCCUCGGCAACCACAUUCAUCAAGGACACCACCGAAAAUUAUACAGCACUUCGUGAACAGCUAAUCGAAAGCGAUCGCAUUAUUGAUCGUUUGACGACUGAUAACGAGCUACUCACGAAAAAACUUGAGGAUGAAAAAGCAACAACAGUGGACAAGCUGGAAAGUAAUGGUGAAAGUUCGCUUCAACAGUACAAGGAUCUGCUUCGAGACAAGGACGAUCAAAUCGAGGCGCUGCAGCAGAAAUUCGAAACAUUACAG
Gongylonema pulchrum is the source of this 324-nucleotide messenger RNA. The record is from the annotation of a GenBank genome assembly. Lineage: Eukaryota; Metazoa; Nematoda; Chromadorea; Rhabditida; Gongylonematidae.